CGCCGCAGCCAGCAGGUGUCCAUUGCCCGGCACCCCUAGCUGCCACUGCAGCAGUCACGGUGGCUCGGUCCAUGCUGUGCCCCCUAGACCGUGCUGGCGAGGCUGAGCCUGAGGCCUCUGCGUCUCGACCCGUAGGAGAGCAGGGACCAAGUCUCACCAGUGGGGAGGAUCAUGUUGCGUCGCAAGCCCUCCAACGCCGGCGAGAAGGAGCCCACCCAGAAAAAAAAGCUCUCCCUUCAGCGCUCCAGCAGCUUCAAAGAUUUUGCCAAAUCCAAACCUAGCUCCCCUGUGGUGAGCGAGAAGGAAUUUAAUCUGGAUGAUAAUAUCCCAGAAGAUGACUCAGCUGUUCCCACUGCAGAGGAUGCCGGGAAGAGUGGCAAAAAACUGGGGAAGAAGUGGAGGGCAGUGAUUUCCCGCACCAUGAAUAGAAAGAUGGGCAAGAUGAUGGUAAAGGCCCUGUCGGAGGAAAUGGCAGACACUUUGGAGGAAGGCUCAGCCUCCCCGACAUCUCCAGACUGCAGCCUGGACAGUCCCGGCCCUGACAAGAUGGCGCUGACCUUUUCUGAGCAGGAAGAGCGUGAACUUCCGGUGCUCAGCCGCCAGACAUCAACAAGCAGCGAGCUCUGUAGCCCUGGCCCAGGCUCUGGCAGCUUUGGGGAGGAAGCACCUGCCCUCCCGUAUGCAGGGCCCUUCUGUGGCCGGGCAAGAGUCCACACCGACUUCACUCCCAGCCCCUACGACCACGACUCGCUGAAACUUCAGAAAGGGGAUGUGAUCCAGAUAAUCGAAAAGCCACCCGUGGGCACAUGGCUGGGCCUGCUCAAUGGCAAGCAGGGCACGUUCAAGUUCAUCUAUGUGGACGUGCUGCCUGAGGAGGCAGUGGGACCUGCCCGUCCAAGCCGCCGACAGAGCAAGGGCAAGAGGCCCAAGCCCAAGACUCUGCAUGAGCUGCUGGAGCGCAUCGGCCUGGAGGAGCACACAUCCACCCUGCUGCUCAAUGGCUACCAGACGCUGGAGGACUUCAAAGAGUUACGGGAAACACACCUGAACGAACUCAACAUCACAGACCCACAGCACAGAGCCAAGCUGCUCACGGCCGCCGAGCUGCUGCUGGACUAUGACACUGGCAGCGAGGAGGCGGAGGAGGGCGCCGAGAGCAGCCAGGAGCUAGUGGCGCACACAGUGUCGGAGCCCAAGGUGGACAUUCCACGUGACUCAGGCUGCUUUGAGGGUUCAGAGAGUGGACGCGAUGAGGUGGACCUGGCAGGCACAGAGGAACAGCUGCACGGCCUCUCCCUGGCCGGGGCACCUUGAGGUGGUAGUGACA
Molecule: messenger RNA, 1327 nt
Organism: Ochotona princeps (American pika)
Lineage: Eukaryota; Metazoa; Chordata; Mammalia; Lagomorpha; Ochotonidae
Gene: SASH3
Product: SAM and SH3 domain containing 3
Exons: 8
Coding region: 172-1314 (380 amino acids)
Biological process (GO): positive regulation of B cell proliferation; positive regulation of adaptive immune response; positive regulation of immunoglobulin production
Cellular component (GO): nucleus; cytoplasm
Molecular function (GO): protein binding
Source: RefSeq, a predicted model, not a curated record